AUGAGAGGUAAGCAUCUUUCUUUAUUAGUUCUCAUUGUCUUGGCCUCCAAUGAAGUUCUUGCCAGGCACAAGUCUUCAACACCUAGAUUAAGAAGAGGUGAUUUCCCAAAAGAUUUCAUUUUUGGGUCUGCAACUUCUGCUUACCAAAUCGAAGGAGGGGCUCGUGAAGAUGGUAGAGGACCAAGUAUUUGGGAUACAUUCUCUGAAAAAUACCCAGAGAAGAUAAAAGAUGGUAGUAAUGGAUCUGUUGCAGAUGAUUCUUACCAUCUUUACAAAGAAGAUGUGGCUUUAUUGCAUCAAAUUGGUUUCAAUGCCUAUAGAUUCUCAAUCUCUUGGUCAAGAAUCUUACCUCGUGGGGAUCUAAAAGGAGGUAUCAACCAGGCUGGUAUUGACUAUUACAACAAUGUGAUCAAUGAGCUUUUGUCCAAAGGAAUCAAGCCUUUUGCCACAAUUUUCCAUUGGGAUACACCACAAGGUCUUGAAGAUGCUUAUGGUGGAUUUCGUGGCGCUGAGAUUGUGAACGAUUUCCGCGAUUAUGCAGAUCUUUGCUUUAAAAAUUUUGGUGAUAGAGUGAAGCAUUGGAUGACAUUGAAUGAGCCGUUGACAGUUGUGCAACAAGGUUAUGCUGUAGGUGUAAUGGCUCCAGGAAGAUGCUCCAAAUUCACAAACCCUAAUUGCACUGGCGGAGAUGGAGCCACCGAGCCUUAUAUCGUUGGUCACAACCUCAUCCUUGCUCAUGGAGCAGCCGUCAAACUCUACAGAGAAAAAUACAAGGCGUCUCAAAAAGGUCAAGUUGGUAUUGCAUUGAACGCGGGUUGGAACUUGCCCUACACGGAAUCACCCGAGGAUAAGUUAGCCGCGGCACGAGCCAUGGCCUUCACAUUCGACUACUUCAUGGAACCGCUAGUGACCGGUAAAUACCCGGUGGACAUGGUCAACAACGUAAAAGGCGGUCGCUUGCCUAGAUUCAACGCAAAACAAUCCAAGAUGCUUAAGGGCUCAUAUGAUUUCAUUGGCAUCAAUUAUUACUCUUCUUCUUACGCCAAGAACGUCCCUUGCUCCACCGAAAACGUCACAUUGUUCUCUGAUCCAUGCGCAAGUGUGACAGGUGAAAGAGAAGGAGUUCCCAUUGGUCCAAAAGCUGCAUCGGAUUGGCUUUUGAUAUAUCCUAAAGGAAUUCGUGAUCUUGUUUUAUAUGCAAAAUACAAGUUCAAGGACCCUGUUAUGUACAUAACCGAAAACGGUAGAGAUGAAGCUAGUAGAACCGGUGAAAUCUUGCUUAAAGAUGGUGAUAGAAUCGAUUACUACGCUCGACAUCUUGAGAUGGUUCGAGAGGCUAUCUCGGUUGGAGCNAAUGUGAAGGGUUUUUUCGCGUGGUCGCUGCUAGAUAACUUUGAAUGGGCAACGGGAUACACGGUCCGGUUCGGGUUGGUUUACGUUGAUUUCAACGAUGGAUGUAAGAGAUAUCCCAAGAAAUCGGCUCAUUGGUUUAGAAAGUUCUUGCAUCAGAAGAAAAGCAAUUGA
Molecule: messenger RNA, 1524 nt
Organism: Arabis nemorensis
Lineage: Eukaryota; Viridiplantae; Streptophyta; Magnoliopsida; Brassicales; Brassicaceae
Source: the annotation of a GenBank genome assembly